GCUUGAGGUUGAUAGGGUUGGGUGGUGCUGUUUUCAUCCAGGCUCACUAGUUCUUCAGAAAUGACAAACAUUACAAAAAGCGUAUGAGGGGAUGCCAGGGAAAAUGAAAUUUCUAGAGGUUCCUCAUGGCAGACUGGUUUUGGCAGUAUCUGAUGGAGAGUUGAACAACACUGAUUUAGAUGGGCGAGGCAGUGACCAGAGUCUCAACAGUUUGCCUAGUGUCCAGACUGCUGGACUUGGGUCAGAACAUUCAGUCGCCAGCUGGGCAGUAUCAUUUGAAAGGCUUCUUCAAGAUCCACUUGGUGUUGAGUACUUUACGGAAUUUUUAAAGAAAGAAUACAGUGCUGAGAAUAUAUACUUCUGGAAAUCAUGUGAAAAGUACCAGAGCAUUCCAGCAGAUGAUCCUGAGCAGCUUUUGCAGGAGUCUCGGCAGAUAUACAAUGAAUAUUUAUCCAGUACUUCCUUGUGUCCAGUCAAUGUGGAUCAGCAGGCGCUUAUUACAGAGGAGAUGCUGGAGAAACCAACCCCUGACCUUUUUAAAGGUCAGCAGCUGCAGAUCUUCAAUUUGAUGAAGUUUGACAGCUAUGCGCGAUUUGUUAAAUCCCCGCUGUAUCAAGAGUGCAUGUUGUCAGAGGUGGAAGGACGCCCUUUGCCAAACCUUAAUUUGUCACCUACCAGUCUAAGCUCAGGCAGCACUGCAAUCACCUCUGGGGCAGUAAAGAAAAAGAAACUAAGACCUGGGACGUCAUUACCAAUUGGUGUUGAGGCAUCCGGAUUAGACAAUUUAGCAGAUGGUUCCAGAGUAAACAGUAGGUCCUUCAAGAGAAAAGAUCGAAGAGGAAAUGUGCGAGACAGCAAUGGACUUUCAUCACGACGUGAGUCGGAAGGUUCUCUGAACUCAGCAACCAGCCUGGAUCUGAACAUCAGCUUCUCCCUCUCUGGAAAAUCUGAGCAUGACAGUGGCAGCCAGGGCAGCACAGAACGCGAUGCAGACAGCAAACCUAUCAAAUACUGCUGUGUUUACCUCCCGGAUGGCACCGCCUCGCUCACAGCUGUCAAACCUGGACUAACCAUACAAGAAAUGCUGGCAGGAGUGUGUGAGAAGCGAGGGUAUAAUACUUCAGAUGUUAAAGUGUACCUAGCUGGAAAUGAACAGAAGGCGCUGGCCCUUGAUCAGGAGUGCAUCAUUCUUAGCGACCAGGAAAUCAAGCUGGAGAACAGGAUCAGUUUCAAUUUACAGAUUGAACCAGUGAAUAAAAGUUUGCGCAUUGUGUCAAAGCCAACAAAGACUAUACAUGAAGCUUUGCAGUCUGCUUUAAAGAAGUAUGGACUAGGUAACCAGUACAUUGUUCUGCGUAAGAUGGGCGAGUCUUGUGCUUUAGACCACACUGCCUUUGUCAGUGAAGUGGCCGGACAGACUCUUGUUUUACAGGUUCAUACAGAUACGAAAGAUGCCACAAAUGCUGAAGGAAGUACAGCAGAACCACAGACUAAGAAAGAAUCUGUAAAGGAAAAACCUGUUGAAUUGCGUGCUCCAAGGUUAAACCUUCAUCACUGGACACAGAAAGAGGCUACUCAUGAUCAUCAUCCAUCACUGGCACACAGGCGUAGUGGAAUAAGACCAGACAAAGAAAAGAUUUAUCGACAUAACCAGGAUAUUGAAGGACUGGUUGAAAUGCUGAAUAGAGUCCAGAAUACCCGGGCAGAUGACCAACGUGGGAUACUCUGUAAAGAGAACCUUGUUCUCCCAGAGUUUCUGAAACUUCCAAUAGAUGACAAAUGUGAUCAUUGCCAGAUAACAUGCCAGGACACUGCUACAGUGAUGGAAAGUGUUCACCCAUGUUCAGAUGUUUCUACUGAGAACUGCAAUGAAAAAAAUGUUUUGUCAGGCGGCACAUUGCCAUCACAAGAAACAGUGUGCUGCCCAUUUUCUCACAUAGAGAACACCAAUGCUUCCACCUGUAUUCCCAUUGAUAACCAAGAGACAGUGAUGGCUGGCAAUGUAACCUCUCUACAACCAUGUACAGAGGAGAAGGACACUGUGCUUUAACCAUUAACCUUUUCUUCUAUUUAUUAAAGUAAUGUACUAUGGAUACUGGCUGGGUGUAGCUUGUGCAGGGUUGUAGCUAUAUGAGGCGCAGAGAUAGCAGAAGCUUCUGAGCCCUGGUGCCUCAUGGGGCCUAAAGGCCCUUCUGCCACAUUAAGAGGCAUCAUUAUUAAAUUACACAUUAGAUCGGUGGUAUUGUUGCAUAUUAUGCAUCGGGGACCCAGCACCAUAAAUUACACCUCUGGGCUUCUCAUCACUCAACCAUCAUUCAGACAAGACCAAGCCAAUAUAUAAACCACAGGUCUGCAUUGCCAUCAUCCCAUUUAUGCAAAGAUUACUGUUUACUGUAUUAUUUUGUAUAAUGGCAGCAGCUACUCUUAGCAUUGCUUACUUUCUCAUGGCUAAUGUCAAAUCACGAUUAUAAAGAACUUUGUGCCAAUGAUAAGAUUGGUAUUUAUA
Molecule: messenger RNA, 2506 nt
Organism: Bufo gargarizans (Asiatic toad)
Lineage: Eukaryota; Metazoa; Chordata; Amphibia; Anura; Bufonidae
Gene: RGS14
Product: regulator of G protein signaling 14
Exons: 15
Coding region: 92-2050 (652 amino acids)
Biological process (GO): regulation of G protein-coupled receptor signaling pathway; signal transduction
Molecular function (GO): G-protein alpha-subunit binding; GTPase activator activity; microtubule binding
Source: RefSeq, a predicted model, not a curated record